This is a messenger RNA of Antechinus flavipes (yellow-footed antechinus), 4424 nucleotides long. RefSeq names its product twisted gastrulation BMP signaling modulator 1 (gene TWSG1). Gene Ontology annotation, biological process: regulation of BMP signaling pathway. Bases 192 to 860 code for a protein of 222 amino acids. The record is from RefSeq and is a predicted model, not a curated record. NCBI's taxonomy places the organism in Eukaryota, Metazoa, Chordata, Mammalia, Dasyuromorphia, Dasyuridae. The transcript has 5 exons.
GGGGGCGGCGCCCGCGAGAACCAGGGGGCGGCGGCGGCUGCUGGACCCGGGCUUCUGCUCGCGCGGCUCCCCCAAGGCCAAGUUCCCGGCUCGCCCGGCUCGAAGUGGGGAAAAGAGACUGAGGGCUGGGAGGGCGGCCCAGUCGCCUCACGAGUUCUGUGGGGAUUGCUUCUUGCCUGCUUUGAGAAAACAUGAAGUCACAAUAUCUUGUGCCUACUGUAGCCAUACUGAUGUUCCUAACAUGGAUCCCUCUCUCACUGAGUUGUAACAAAGCUCUCUGUGCUAGUGAUGUGAGCAAAUGCCUUAUUCAGGAACUUUGUCAGUGUCGACCUGGUGAAGGAAAUUGCUCAUGUUGUAAGGAAUGUAUGCUUUGUCUGGGCACUCUUUGGGAUGAAUGCUGUGAUUGUGUUGGAAUGUGCAAUCCUCGAAAUUACAGCGAUACACCUCCUACUUCAAAGAGCACUGUAGAAGAGCUUCAUGAACCAAUUCCCUCUCUCUUCAGAGCUCUAACAGAAGGAGGCACCCAGCUGAACUGGAACAUUGUUUCAUUCCCAGUUGCCGAAGAACUUUCCCAUCAUGAGAAUCUGGUUUCAUUUUUAGAAACUGUUAACCAACCACACCACCAGAAUGUGUCUGUUCCUAGCAACAAUGUCCAUACACCAUAUUCUAAUGACAAAGAACACAUGUGUACUGUGGUAUAUUUUGAUGACUGUAUGUCAAUACAUCAGUGUAAGAUCUCUUGUGAAUCCAUGGGAGCAUCUAAAUAUCGCUGGUUCCAUAAUGCCUGCUGUGAAUGUAUUGGACCAGAAUGCAUUGAUUAUGGCAGCAAAACUGUCAAAUGUAUGAACUGCAUGUUUUGAAGAAGGAAAAGGAGUCCUAUCAUUGUAAAAUACAGACCAAAGUCAUCUUCAUUAAAGAGAAAGAUGGAAAGAACCAGUUGGUGAAGUAUAUGUUUUUCAUCACAAUGCAAGUAAUUUGGGAAGAAGAUAUAAAGAAUUUAAAUAUCUGUCACUUUAAAUCAACUUUGAGUAAUAAUUGAUUUUCCUAUCAUGGGUAAGUUUCUUUUUAAUUUUAGGAAAUCAUUGAGCAUGAUAAUCCAUCUUGAUUGACUUGUUAAUUGUCAAUGGAUUUUUACCUUAAAAUGUAUCUAAAAUCUUGAUCAUUUAUGUAAAAAAUAAAAUUGAAGAAUUCACUGGGAUGGACAAUUUAUAUUCAUGUCAAAGAGAUGGAUGCCAGUCUCUUCCAAUAUCCCUUAACUUUUUGUUUUAAAAAUGUUAGCAAACAGAUCUUAGUGUAAGUUCAGUUUACUUUGACCAUUAAUAUCCAUGGUUAAAAUUUCCCUUUUAAAACAUUAGAAUUACAUCAUUCUCAGAAGGCUGUCUAUAUUUAUGUGCAUUAUAAAUCUUAUCUAUAUUUAUGUGCAUUAUAAAUCUUAUCCCUUCUCUUUAUUUUUCAUAAAUUUACAUUUGUCUGAAUGCAUAAAAACCAAACUGAUAAAUGUUUUACUAUAUAAAGAUAAAAUGAAGUAAGAAUAUUACUGAGAGUAUACUGAAGAGUAAUAAAAGCAUUUCAAUAAACACUUAAUUGAAACAAAAUUGUAUGUGACUUGUGAGGCUAGUCUAUAUAAGAAUUAUAGGACCAGGAAGGAGGGUGUGUCAGGAGCUAAUGCCAGGCUAGGAGAUAAUAUAAUUUGAGCUUAAUUGGGACAACAAAAUAAGAAUUUGAGUCAAGGAAAAGGAGAAUGGAAUAUGCAUUUAUAUAAUGCCUACCACAUGCUGGGCACUGCAUGCUUUACAAAUAUGAAUCUCAUUUGAUCCUUACAACAACUAGAGGAAACAGUUGAGGAAACUGAAGCAAACAAACGAUUUUUCCAAGGUUUCCCAGGUAGUAAGAGUCUUAAGGCCAGAUCUGAACUGGGAAUGGAGUUUGGGGAAUGAGUAAGUUGUUGAAGAUAGAAACAAAACCACCACAGAUGUGGCUCCAUUUGAAUGUGAGUAGAAUCAGAGUGAUGGAGAGAAUAAGACUUAAGAUUUUUUUUUUAAUUGUAUGAAAAGGAAUUUGAACUUGAGCAUGUUUGAGAAAAAAAGGUUGAGGAAUAUGAUACAGGAAAAUUGAAAUCUGGUUAUUUAAGAAAAUUUUGUUGCACCAGAAUCUUGUAUUUAACUGUUUUCUGAUUCUAGCUUAUAUUGUUGCUGAAUAAGCAUUGUUAACUAUGGGGUGAGAAACUUGAUUAACUGUUAGAAUGAAUAGUUACUAGUCAGGUAUUUUACCACAUCAUAUUUUAUCACAUUACUGUAACUUUGAGAUUUUAUGACUGGCUUAUUUCCAAAGAAUUUAUAAACUCCAAGUACAGUAUGGAAUUGUUUUUUUUUUCCCCUUGGUGCUCUUUAUGUGAUAUUCUGAGGAAAAACCAGAAUAUUGUUUACAUAAUAUGUGUCUGCCCAUACUUAAAGAAAAUUUAAACCUUCAAAAUAAAUCAUGUAAAUAAUUCAUAAUGCAAACAAUACUCUUUUCAAAAUGCUUGAUCAGAAGUAGAAAAUUCCCUUAUUACAACUAAAAUGUAAUUUUAUUUAUUUAACAUUUAGAUUUUCAGGAAUGCGUCUCUUCUGUACAUCUUUUCAUAUAGAGAUUCAUCUUAAAUUUUGCAAUAGUCAUUUGCUUGAAUUUAAGUUGUCUGAGUUUGUAUACUUAUUUCUGAUCAAAUAUCAGAAAAUUAAAAGCCUUGAUAUCUAAAAUAGUGUUUUCUAUUGACACUAAGUGCAUCAUCCAUCCGAGUGGAGUAUGAAAUAAGCAGUGAUUUAAAAUUACUUACCCUUUUAUAUUUUAUAGAAAGAGUGUAUAUUUAGGGCAUGAACUUUUAUUUUUUAAGUAGCAAAACUUUUCCUCUUCAUUUUGUAUUCAUCAUUUUAUCUUGAGCUUAGUGUUACAACAAAAGAAGCCUGUAAUUGUGACCUAAAUAUAAUUAAGAGUAAAACAUGAUAGGAAUCAAAAUCUUUAAAGAAAGGAAUAAAUGAAUUAAAUAGUUUUUCACCAUGCGCAACUAUUUUUUGCAGCCUGAGGCUCUAUUUUUACUGUAGAUAAGAAAAAUUUAAGGAAAUUUGUGGUCAUUUGCUUCAUUUCAGCUUCUUUCAUUUUUAGAAUAAAUAUGUCAUAUGGAGAGAUUCCUUUUUGUUUUGUUGACUAUAUGUUUAAUGUUGCCAUCUACAUUAAUUUCAUUUAGCACAUUUGUAUGUUCUUUGGCAUUCCUCAUUUUAAAAAUACUUGAUAAGGCAUGUUCAUGCAAAAAUAACUUUAAAAAAAAUUUUCAUUCUUUCUUGAUUUAUUCCAUAUUGCUCUCUCAAUCCCCUACAUUGUGAUGGUGAUUUCUUAUAUCAUAAAUCAAUUUAAAUUGAUGGAAUUUUCCUUUUUCCUAUGUUUGCCCAUUAAUAGCCAUUCCUUGAAUUGUUCCUUUAUGUGAUGAAAAUUUUUUUUAACUUUAUUUUGGUGGGUAGAAUAAAUAUAAGUAUGUAUCUCUCUGCUGUCUAUCUCAUGGUUUAUUUUCUGAUUUGGGGUAAUAGAUAGUUUAAAUUUGACUUUAAAAUAUAUGUUAGAAAUAACAUAAAGCCUGUAAUUAAUCCUAAAACUACUGCUUAGCUCUUCUGACACAAACACUGUUAUAGUCUUGAGCACCAAACUCUUGUAUAUUGAAGAAGUUUUGAUAGAUUACUGUUUCCAGGGGGGUUUUGUUUGUUUGUUUGUUUUUAUAUUUUAAAAAGGUUUUGUUAUUUGCUGCUUGUUUAUAAUAGCUAAAUGAUCUAGAAAUAACAGCUAUAGAUUUAAGUGAGUUUUAUUGAAAUGAGGGGAUUUUGUACUAGCAAACAUUUCUUUUUGGGCACUUUUUCUCUUUGCUUGAUUCAAGCACUCUACUUUUUAUUGAAACUAUAAUCUUCAUUUGAGGAGCCAAAAGAAUCCUAACAUAUGUUUAUAAAUCAUGUCAUGGAUUAAAGAUAAAAUUAUUUAGAUUUAUGAUUUCUAAAGUUUAAGGAACUAAAAUGGUUGUUCUGUUAGGAUCAUAACUUAUUUAAUGGCUUUUUAAGAGCACAGCUAAUAUCAAUGAGAAGAGGCAAAAGAGAGGAAAGAAGUCCUAAACUAAUAAAAUUGAUUAUGAAAAAGUUCUUGCUUUAAAGGAGUUUAAUUCAUUCUGUUCUCCCAACUGCAUGUUACAUAUUCUUGCCAUCUAUUAGCAACAUAAAAUGUAUGUAUUUUACUUUAUUUAUCCCUGUAAACAAAUGUAUUUUAAUUAAAAUAUUGGAAUAUGUUGGAGUUAGGGUUUUUGUUAAUCCUAACAUUGCACACCAAACAAAACCCUUUUUUGUGACAUCUCUAAUAGAUUUUCUUCAUCUUUUGGUAAAUUCUUCAAUAAACUCAGUUUAUUUGGAUAUUAA